Brassica oleracea var. oleracea is the source of this 1742-nucleotide messenger RNA. Its product is annotated as beta-glucosidase 16-like. Lineage: Eukaryota; Viridiplantae; Streptophyta; Magnoliopsida; Brassicales; Brassicaceae. The record is from RefSeq and is a predicted model, not a curated record. Gene Ontology annotation, molecular function: beta-glucosidase activity. The transcript is spliced from 12 exons. The coding region runs from base 81 to 1625 and encodes 514 amino acids. Gene Ontology annotation, biological process: carbohydrate metabolic process.
AAUUAUCAAAUCCAAUACUCUCUUAUAAAGUUUUUCACAACCGAAAAUUCGUAUUAAAAAAUACUUUUAUCAAAAGAAUAAUGAAGAGUAAAGGUCUCCUAUUACUGUUGCUCAUUACAUUGGCAUACAAUGGAGUUUUCGCCAAGAACCGGUCCUCAAGACCUAGAUUAAGAAGAAAUGAUUUCCCAGAAGAUUUCAUUUUUGGAUCUGCAACUUCUGCCUAUCAGUGUGAAGGUGCUGCUCAUGAAGAUGGUAGAGGACCAAGUAUAUGGGAUACCUACUCCGAAAAAUUCCCAGAGAAAAUAAUGGAUGGUAGUAAUGGGUCCGUUGCAGAUGAUUCUUACUACCUUUACAAGGAAGAUGUGAAUUUGCUGCAUCAAAUUGGCUUCAAUGCUUACCGAUUCUCAAUCUCCUGGUCUAGGAUUUUGCCUCGUGGGAAUUUAAAAGGUGGAAUAAACCAGGCUGGAAUUAACUAUUACAACAACUUGAUUAAUCAACUUCUGUUGAAAGGAGUGAAGCCAUAUGUCACAAUCUUCCACUGGGACUUACCAGAGGCACUCGAAGUUGCUUACGGUGGCUUCCUCGGAGCCGAGAUUGUGAAUGAUUUCCGGGACUAUGCGGAGCUCUGUUUCCAGAAGUUUGGAGAUAGAGUAAAGCAUUGGAUGACGCUAAACGAGCCAUUUACAGUGGUAAAACAAGGUUAUCUAACAGGUGAAAAGGCACCUGGAAGAUGUUCUAGUUUCACUAAUCCUAAUUGCCUUGGUGGUGAUGGAGCCACCGAGCCUUACAUCGUCGGCCAUAACUUUCUACUCGCUCAUGGAGCCGCUGUCAAAGUCUACAGAGAAAAGUACCAGGCAACUCAGAAAGGUGAAAUUGGUAUCGCCUUACAAACAGAUUGGCACUACCCUUAUUCAGAUUCAUAUGCUGACCGUUCAGCCACAGCUCGAACCACUGCAUUCACCUUCGACUACUUCAUGGAGCCUAUCGUCAACGGUAAAUAUCCAACUGAAAUGGUUAACCAUGUGAAAGAUGGCCGUCUUCCUACAUUCACACCAGAAGAGUCCUCAAUGCUUAAAGGAUCGUACGAUUUCAUAGGAAUUAACUAUUACUCAUCCUCCUACGUAAAAGACGUGCCAUGUGCAACUGAAAACAUUACCAUGUCCACUGAUUCCUGCGUCAUGGUCAUAGGUGAGCGAAAUGGGCUGCCUAUCGGUCCAAUGGCUGGAUCGGAUUGGCUUUUGAUUUAUCCUAAGGGCAUUCGUGAUCUCUUACUAUAUGCAAAAUUCAAGUUUAAUGAUCCCGUCUUGUACAUAACAGAAAACGGAGUGGAUGAAGCAAAUCUUGGCCAAAUAUAUCUUAACGACGAUUUGAGAAUUGAUUACUAUACUCAUCACCUUAAGAUGGUUCAGGAUGCUAUCUCGAUGGGAGUGCAUGUGAAAGGAUAUUUUGCAUGGUCGUUGAUGGAUAACUUCGAGUGGGCGGAAGGAUACACGGUCAGGUUUGGGCUAGUGUUUGUGGAUUUUGAAAAUGGACGUAAGAGGUAUCCGAAGAAAUCAGCUAGGUGGUUUAGGAGAUGGUUGAAGGGAGAUUAUAAUGGGACUAAUCAGCAAGUGGCUGUUAUUUAGUAAAUCACGGGCCUCUAUAUUAAAAAAACAAGUAGUUUUUAUAAACUAUUUAUGUUACCAGCUAUAGCAUGUGUUAUUAUCCAGAUUUGAAUUAUUCUUCGCUACUGAAUUAAUUGU